AUGGCAAACGUUUGGAAAAGGAGUCCUUUUAAGGUCUAUGGGCAACCCAUUCGCUUCCAGCGAUGGAGGCCAGAUUUUAACAUGCACCACAGGAACGCAACCACCAAGUUAGUCUGGAUUCACUUUCCAGAGCUUCCGUUUGAAUACUGGCAUGAAAGAAUCCUCUGUCCAAUGGCCAAAGCCGUAGGUCGCCACCUGGACAUCGACAAGCGAACGAGAAAUGCCUCCAUAGGUAACUUUGCUCGGAUACUGGUGGAGAUGGAGAACUCCGAUCAAAGACUUGAGGAAAUUCAAGUGGAAAGACAACAGCUUGGUAUUGGGGAUUUAUUUUGGUUCACAGAAAGGAUCCUAUAUGAAGAUGCGAUGGGUAUGUGCGGUUUUUGCAAGUGUGUUGGGCAUACUAUUCAGGUUUGUAAAGACAAGAAGAUCGCCAAUGCUAAGCGCAAUGAAAGAGACAAAGUUGCCUCUAGAGGCGUUGCAGGUGUUGUCUGGGUGGAGAAGAGGCCGUCAGGGACGGUGGAUGCACAAUCUUCCGGCAAUUUUCAAAAAGAGUCCAACUUUGGAAAGACUCCUAUGGAAAGUCUAUCCUUUCCUUCUCAAACCAUUCCAACAAAUCAAGGAAACUCCCUGAUUCCUUGCCUUUUUGAUGGAAACAUUGUGGUUGACUUAUCUCCUACGUGA
This is a messenger RNA of Macadamia integrifolia, 681 nucleotides long. RefSeq lists its product as uncharacterized. The record is from RefSeq and is a predicted model, not a curated record. Lineage: Eukaryota; Viridiplantae; Streptophyta; Magnoliopsida; Proteales; Proteaceae. The transcript has a single exon. The coding region runs from base 1 to 681 and encodes 226 amino acids.